AGUCGAACUGUGACUAUGAACCAGACUGCAAUCAUUUUUGUGACAAUUGAAAUGCAGCAUCACACGCACAUAGACACACAUAUCUACACGCACACACCCACAUUCCACGUUCGAAACUAUAAAAGUCUGUCUGUAAACCGCUCAGACCAUCAACUUUUAUUCCGUGGCUUGCGUCCCAAGAAGGUCAAGCCAUCCAGGAUGAAUUCCCUCUUGAUCGUAUUGCUUCUUGCCUUGUUCAUGGCUCUGGCCACAGCACAGUACUGGAACGGCUUGCGUCUUGGAGGCCGUGGAGGCUGGGGAGGCCGUGGCGGAUGGGGCGGCCGUGGAGGAUGGGGCGGUCGUGGAGGAUGGGGCGGCUGGGGCCGAGGAUGGUGGGGUGAUGACUGGGAUGAUGGCUGGUGGGACUAAAGAGUCAGCAUUGACCUGGCACUGACCUAAAUAGGGCUAAUAAAAUGUUAAAAUAGUG
This is a messenger RNA of Biomphalaria glabrata, 466 nucleotides long. Its product is annotated as neuropeptide-like protein 30. The transcript has 3 exons. NCBI's taxonomy places the organism in Eukaryota, Metazoa, Mollusca, Gastropoda, Planorbidae. Bases 16 to 408 code for a protein of 130 amino acids. The record is from RefSeq and is a predicted model, not a curated record.